GCCAGGAGAUCAGCUGCAGCAGUAGUGCACCUCACAGCGAGCUCUAGGAUGGUUCAAGCUGUGACCGCGACCGCCGUGCCGCUGCUGGUAGUGUUCUGCCUGCUGGUGGCUCCCGCCGCAGCCAGCCUCAGCACCCGCUACGACGAGGCUGCUGGCCGCGUCCAGAUACUCUCCCACAAAGAUGGCAACGAAGUGGAAAUCGGCUACAUCCCAAUAAGUAGCGAGCAGCGCUCACAUGCGCCACGUCAUGUGAGAGGCACUAAUGGAGAAUCCUUCUACUUUGGAGACCAUAAAAUCGCCUUCCGGCGCCAAGGACGAGAAGGUCGUUGCCUCAGUGUCCGGCAGUGGGUCAGCACACCCCAGACGGUGCUCACCAGUUGUCAGAACCACUUGACCAGCCACAUCUAUGGCGGGAUCGAGAAGAGAGAGCAAAAGUUUCUCAUCGAGGAUACCAAGUACGAGAACUUCCCGUACAUUACAGACCAAAGCAUACAAGCUGGUAUUGCCGUGCGCUACUGGCUUUUCUCCGACGGCAGAUUCGUCUACGUUCAUUCGAACGUCCCUCUUUUCAUCAACCAGAAUACAAACCAGUCAGUAAAUGCUAUCUGCUUUACUGCUGAGAACAAGUCUCCGUACCCAGCCGAUCGAGCCGACAACCUGCUGGAGUUUGACCUGUGUUCAUUCGAGGACGCCAGGGAGGCCCACGAGUUUGCUGUCCAAAACUACCUAGGCAAGCCGACUGCAAUCCCAGACGACUCCAUGGUGCUGAGUCCCGUUUGGGCUACCUUGGUCCGAUACGGCAAAAACACUAAUGAGGAGUCGGUGCGGAAACUCGCCAACGAGGUGAUUGCCCAUGGUUUCAACAAGAGCCACAUCGAAAUUGAUCAAAAGUGGGAGACCUGUUACGGAAGCCAGACGUUUGACACCACCAAGUUUCCCGACAUAAAGAAGCUCACUGACGAUCUUCACGAUCUGGGGUUCCGUGUAGUGCUGUGGAAUCAUCCCUUUGUGAACAAAGGCUGUGAGCCGUAUUACUCCGAGGCACUGGAGAAAGGCUACUUCGUGACCAACGCGAAUGGUAAAACCGAGACCAAGUUUCAGAAUGAAGUUGCUGGCGCUGUCGACUUCACCAAUCCUGAUGCAGUAUCCUGGUGGACGAACCGACUCUUGGCGCUUCGCAACGAGUCUGGUAUCGACGGAUUCGAGUUCACCGCUGGGGAGGUGGACUACCUGCCGCAGCCGGCCAACAUAGAGCCCAAGGAGGUCAGCCCGAUAGCCUACUCUGACGCAUUCGCGCAGACGAUCGCCCAGUUCGGCUCCAUGGUGUCGAUACAGACGGGUGUGGAGAGCCAGAAGCUGCCCAACUUCUUCCUCAUGGACAUCGUGCUAAACGCCUGGUCGGGCCACGGCGGCUACGACACGCUCAUUCCCAAGCUGCUGCAGAUCAACCUGGUCGGACACCCCUUCGUGUUGCCGGAAAUGAUCGGCGGUUCAGUUCAGAACGGCAAGCCGGCAUCCAGCGAUCUGUUCCUGCGUUGGCUGGAAGCCACAGUCUUCAUGCCUGUUGUGAAAUUUUCCUACACGCCGUGGGACUACGACAACGAGACGCUGGAGAUCGCCCGCAACUUGACUGACCUGCACGCCAAGUACGCGCCGCGCAUCCUGGAGCUGAUGCAGAAGGCGGUGGAGGACGGCACGCCGGUCAACCUGCCCAUCUGGUGGCUCGACCCCACAGACUCCACGGCACAGACCAUCGACUCAGAGUUCCUUCUGGGCGAAGACAUCCUUGUGGCGCCGGUGAUCUACCACAAAAACACCGACCGAGACAUCUACCUGCCCAAGGGCAGCUGGCGGGACGAGGUGGACCCCGAGCACCCCACCAUAGAGGGCCCCACCUGGCUCCGCGACUACCCGGCGCCUCUCAACACGCUGCCCUACUUCACCAGGAUCACCUCGUCAUAGCCGUCACCGUCUGAAUCCCCGAUAUCAUCUUAGAUAUGAAGGCAAUGUUUGGAUAAUAACAACCACAGCCUUUUAAGAAUGUCACGUUGAAGCAUUACAGCUGGAAAAUUAUAUAAUGGCAAAUUUUAAAUACAUGCAUUAGUUGCAGACUA
This is a messenger RNA of Schistocerca nitens (vagrant locust), 2114 nucleotides long. RefSeq names its product myogenesis-regulating glycosidase-like. Gene Ontology annotation, molecular function: hydrolase activity, hydrolyzing O-glycosyl compounds. Gene Ontology annotation, biological process: carbohydrate metabolic process. The record is from RefSeq and is a predicted model, not a curated record. NCBI's taxonomy places the organism in Eukaryota, Metazoa, Arthropoda, Insecta, Orthoptera, Acrididae. The transcript has 6 exons. The coding region runs from base 49 to 1962 and encodes 637 amino acids.